Messenger RNA from Cephus cinctus (wheat stem sawfly), 1067 nucleotides. RefSeq names its product probable 28S ribosomal protein S26, mitochondrial (gene mRpS26). The record is from RefSeq and is a predicted model, not a curated record. The transcript is spliced from 3 exons. Gene Ontology annotation, cellular component: mitochondrial small ribosomal subunit. NCBI's taxonomy places the organism in Eukaryota, Metazoa, Arthropoda, Insecta, Hymenoptera, Cephidae. Bases 94 to 864 code for a protein of 256 amino acids.
CAUAUAUUUUUUACGUGAUCGCGUAGUCGUACAUAUUUUGCUUAUAAUACAUAUCUGUAAUGUUCUGAUAAAAAGUCUAAUAUCGAAUCUGCAAUGUUUUCCAAAAAAUUUAAUUUAAUAAUACUUACACCAAAUAAGUAUGAAAUGAAGGCUAUAGUUAGGUACGAGCAAUUUAUUUUAUGUGAGAACAUGUUACGCGUGACAAAGUUAAUAGGCAGUAGCACCCUGAUCACAGGAAAUUUAGUAUCUUGUGAGUGUGCUGCAACAAAUUCACUUUAUUCACAAAUCAUCCGCUGGAAGAGAAAACCGAUAUGGUUACCUACUGCAAAGAGCAAAAUGUUUAGGGUACCAGUAAAGCCUGUCAUUCCUAAAGAAGACAAUGAUGAGCUUCAGCGUCUAAGUAAUAUUUACAGGACAUAUAUGCGCUCCUUAAGGAAGUAUAUGAUCAUGAUUGGCAAAAAGAAUGAGAUACAAUUUGAUCAUUCAGUUGUUGAAGCAGCAGAAGCAGCAGAUUUCGAAAAAUGUUCAGCAAUAAAUAAUGAAUGGAAUGAGGAAAUUGCAGACAUAAGAAAAUAUCGGUUGCACAAGGAAAGAACCCAGCGUGAUGUAGGUAAUUGGUGGAGAAUGAAAAAUUAUAAAGAAAUGCUAGCUGAGAAUCAAGAAAAAGUUGAGGAAGAAGUUCGGUCUGUAAAGAAACAGGCAGAAAGUUUCAUCACUGCGGAGAAUAUUGAUCAAGCUAUCGAAGAGGCAUUAACAAUUGUAAUAGAUCACAACGCAGCUAUUGACCAUGAUGGUAAUUUUUACAAAGGAGAAUAUUCUGAUACCAAGAUUGAUAUCAAACAAGAAAGACAACUUAAACAGUGAUAUGGGAUUGUAAUUUAGUAGCAACAAGUUUAUACAAAAUAAUUUCCUUAAAAACAAUCAUGAGUACCCAGUGUGCAAAGGAAGUCAUAUUAGCCAACCCAACACAUUUUCAUUAAUGGAGUAUGUUUAUUGAAAAUGAUAAUGCAUAAUGCGAUGUGUUUGUAUUGUACAAUAACAAAAAAUAAAGAAACCUUUAUUCACAA